This is a messenger RNA of Diuraphis noxia (Russian wheat aphid), 1002 nucleotides long. RefSeq names its product salivary endonuclease-like. Gene Ontology annotation, biological process: apoptotic DNA fragmentation. Lineage: Eukaryota; Metazoa; Arthropoda; Insecta; Hemiptera; Aphididae. The record is from RefSeq and is a predicted model, not a curated record. Gene Ontology annotation, cellular component: mitochondrial inner membrane; nucleus. Gene Ontology annotation, molecular function: nucleic acid binding; single-stranded DNA endonuclease activity; RNA endonuclease activity.
AUAAGCACCUAUAAUAUAGCUCACAUCAAAUGCAUAUUGUACUCGUUCGUUGUCUACAGCAGAAGAGUUAGCCGUUCCAAGUGACUGCGGGAGACRGGAAACGGAUUUCACCGAGCAAAGGACUACCAAUUAUAGCCAAAGGAGCAGACCCGAGGACAGCAGUGAAAAGUCGUGUUAAAUCAUAAGAAUUAAUAACAUACACGUGUGAAAAUGUAUUUAACUGAAUUUACUGCAGUAUGUUUAAUCGUUUGUUCGUUGCUAAGUCCAACCGUCUAUUCUAAGGAAAUCAAUCGAAUGGAUGAAAACGAGGACGACUGUUCGCUAUGGGUGGCCGAAAAAGACCAACCUAAAAUGCCCAUACCGUUCAUGACGAACGGCAAACACUACUCGAUCAUCUAUCCGAACGCGAAGGGCAGGCUGGACGUGGGCAGAGGGCGCAGUUUCAUGUUGUCGUGCGCCACCUCCAAUUUCGCGGCCAGCGAACUGCGGAAUGGCGAUUUCUCCGAUGUGUUGGUCACGUGCGUCGGCGGCGACGUGCUCAUGUACAAGGGCCAUACGUACCGGUACGCGUACUUCCAGUGCGACGACAUGCCCAAGUCGGAGCUCCGAGUCACCGACGAAAAAUGCCAGCCGGCCAACUACACCGUGGCCGUGGUCGGUUUCCGGACGGAUUUCGCGUUCCUCCGGCUGUACGGCAUAUGCUUCGACAAGUCGACCAAGAACAGCCUGUACACUUGGUAUGACGCCCGUUCGCCGUACUACGACAACCAUCAGAUAUACAGCAAGCGACCGUCUUUCAGCAAAUCCAGAGAGCUGUACGGCAACACGGACGUGAACAAGAAAUACACUUUCAAAGAACAGAAACAAACGGUGGCGAAAAUACUCAGAUCGAACGAACUUGCGGAUAAGUACAUCAAAAAUGAUAGCAAACACUCGCUGUCCCGGGGCCAUUACGCAGCCAAGGCUGACUUCUUCUUUGAUUACGAACAGAUUGCAACGUAA